AAUGCUGAUAAUGUCCGGCCGAUAAUUACUAUUUUGUUUCAAUAACAGACAACAAAGUUUACAGUUGACGGUCCCGCACUCCCGCGAUAUAGACGUUCUUACUUCUUAUACAAAUUGGCUUGUUAUCAAAACUGAAAAUAUUUAUUUCAACUUGAAACUACUUAUAAUUUCAAAAACGUCAUGUCUAUGUUUAAUUUAAGUGGUUUUACUCCGGCGAAUAACGCAGGAAAUGCAGCAACCCCUCAAUUUGGAUUUGGAACAUCGCUAGGAGGUUGGCCAUCAUCAUCAACACCAUCGACCACAACUACUUUUGGUAACUUAGGGGCCACUAAUAAUAAGCAAGCUACAAAUACACAAUUUUCUUCAUUUGGCAAUGUAGGUGCUCCAACAACUUCAUUAUCAUUUGGAGCUAAUCCUACAUUAGCAACAACUACAACUAAACCAGGAUUUUCCCUUGGUAACAAUGUAGCUUCAAAUGUUCCAUUAAAUCUUUCCUUUGGCUCAACUGCAACUACAGCUGCUACAACUGCUUCUCCGUUUUCACUUGGAACUGCAGCAUUGAAUGCCAAACCUACAGCAACUCUUGCUGGUACACAAUUGACAUUAGGAACAACUGCUAAUGUAACUACUUCUGCUGCUCCUGUUUCUCGUGGUCUUGGUGGUCUAGAUACAACUUCAAAUAUAAACCAAGCACAAAAUAAAGCUGUACCUGCUCUUGAAAUGCCUGUGCCUAAUGAAAUUUUACAAUUGGUCAAUAAUUUAAAAGAUUUUCUUAAGCAACAAAAAACAAUGAGCACUGAAUUGGCUCGCAUGUCUUCUAAAGGUUCAAAUGAAGUCGCAGGUGAUAUAACAUUGUGUCAAAAAAAUUUACAGUUUAUAGAACAUAAUUUAGAUAAACAAAAAACAUCUGUUGAAAAGUUAAAAUAUGAAACUAAUAAGUGUUUACAAGAUUUUGAAAUUGCUCAACGUAAUCAUGACCAUCCAGCAAUGGUUCAAACAGAUAUGGAAACUAAUAUCAAAUACUUUGCCGAGCUUAUCAAAUCAUUACAAGAGAAAGGAAACAUAUUAAAAAAUGAAAUUGAAAAUACUCAACAAUAUUUAGCAACAUUGCCUUAUAAUAACAAUGUCACGGUGGAUGAGUUGAGAAGAAUCGGGGAAAUGUAUUACAAGAAUGUAAUUGCAUUAGCUGGUCAUUUGCACGGUAUACACAAUGAAGUUCAAGUGUUAAAAGCCAGGCAUUUGUCUUUUCGAAGAGAAAUUUUAAAUGAUAAUACAAAUAUUUUUCAACUGAAUCAAAAUCCAAGUUCAUCUAGUUUCUUUACAUCUCGUCCGGAUACUACUGGUCCUAAUCCAUUUUUAGGGUUAAAUAUAACAGCUUCAGCAGCACUUAACUUAGGAACAUUUGGAUUAGACCAGUCUGGUGUUCUUCAAAACUAAGAUUCAAAUAGCGUGCAAUCAAAUUUUGGAUAAAACUCAUUAUUUGGAACGAACACUCAACCAAAUAAAACAACACAAAUCUAAGGUUUCUUUCCUAGCCAUAAAUAACAGUUAACAUACUAUGUUAAGUAAGAGUAUAAACUACAUUUUAUUUUUACUUAAUUAUAACUUUUAUGUUAUAUUUUGCUUAUUUUAAAAUAAACGAUGAUGCUACAUUAAUUUGUUAGCAAUGUGUUUGAUAAAUAAAUUGUUAAAACUUUAUUGUAUUCAAUUUUUUUAAGUAUAAUAAAAUAUAUAUUUGAUAGAAAAUCAA
This is a messenger RNA of Metopolophium dirhodum (rose-grain aphid), 1750 nucleotides long. It is a transcript of the gene Nup58, whose product is annotated as nuclear pore complex protein Nup58. NCBI's taxonomy places the organism in Eukaryota, Metazoa, Arthropoda, Insecta, Hemiptera, Aphididae. Bases 181 to 1437 code for a protein of 418 amino acids. The record is from RefSeq and is a predicted model, not a curated record. Gene Ontology annotation, molecular function: structural constituent of nuclear pore. Gene Ontology annotation, cellular component: nuclear pore. Gene Ontology annotation, biological process: nucleocytoplasmic transport. The transcript has 10 exons.